Molecule: messenger RNA, 3191 nt
Organism: Spea bombifrons (plains spadefoot toad)
Lineage: Eukaryota; Metazoa; Chordata; Amphibia; Anura; Pelobatidae
Gene: ANKK1
Product: ankyrin repeat and kinase domain containing 1
Exons: 8
Biological process (GO): protein phosphorylation; regulation of cell cycle process
Cellular component (GO): cytoplasm
Molecular function (GO): protein binding; ATP binding; protein kinase activity
Source: RefSeq, a predicted model, not a curated record
AGACAUACAUUCCAAGGAGUUCAAAUGUAGCGGAGGCAUUGGACACACAAAACUUUGCUAUCAUGGCAGGUGGAGGGGAAGAAGUGAAAAGCAACUUGACAAAGUUUAGUAAAGAUGAUUUUGAAAAUGAAUGGAGCGCUGUGGCUUUAGGUGGAUUUGGGCAAGUGUUCAAAGUGAGACACAAGAAGUGGUGGACCGUCUACGCUGUGAAAUGCGCAACGUCUGCACUAGUGGAUUCUGAUCUUGAAAGCAAGGAAACAUAUAACACCUUAAUUGAGGAAGCAUCCAAGAUGGAGAAGAUAAAGUUCCGAUAUAUUGUCCAGAUCUAUGGAAUUUGCACCAAUCCUCUGGGGAUUGUAAUGGAAUACAUGGAAAAUGGUUCUCUAGAGAAACUAUUGCCCACUCAUGUCCUUAGCUGGCAAUUAAAGUUUCGAUUUAUCCACGAGAUAGCUCUUGGGAUGAACUUUCUUCACAUCAUGAAACCUCCUCUUCUUCAUCUGGACCUAAAGCCUGGAAAUAUUCUUCUGGAUGAACAUCUCCAUGUGAAGAUUUCAGACUUUGGUCUCUCACAAUGGAAAGAAAAUUCCACUCAUCAAGAAUAUAUUGAGAAAUCAGCCAUUAAAGGAACCCUUAACUACAUUCCUCCUGAAAUAUUCUUGCAAAGCUGUCGUGUUCCAGGGAUCAAAUAUGAUGUUUACAGUUAUUCCAUUGUUAUCUGGGAACUACUCACGCAGAAGAAACCUUAUGCAGGUGCUAACAUGAUGGCUGUAAUUAUUAAGGUUUCGCGUGGAGAUCGACCUCCCCUAGAGGACAUUUCUGAGGACCAUCCAGUGGAAUGUCAGCAGAUGAUCGAUUUGAUGCAGAGAUGCUGGAAUCAAAACCCCAGUAAAAGGCCAGGUUUUUCAGAUAUAGUUGUUGAGUCACACAUGUUACUGUGCUUAGUGCAAAUCCCUUUACCAGAGUCUGAAGCAAAUUCGUGUAAAGCCCAACAAGAUCAUCGCAAGUCUUCUGCUGUUAUAGUGGAUACUAGUGUAAGGCCAGGGAGCCAGAGUUCAGAAUAGUUGAAUAAUUCGACGAGCAUUUUCUUGGGCAAUUAUGAAGACAUCUCCUGGGUAGACGAAAAUUAUUUUACCCUGCUUCACAUUGCGGUUGACCAAGGAAAUCUUUACCAUGUGAAUCGUUUUCUGGGCCUGAAGGCAAAUGUAAAUAGCAGAACAAUCAGUGGCUAUACCCCUCUCAUUCUAGCUGUACAGAAAAGGUUGCCAGACAUAUGUGCCACUUUGAUUGCGAAUGGAGCAGAUGUAAACAUAACUGAUGAAGACAAAUGGUCUCCACUUCAUUUUGCAGCUCAGUAUGGAGAUGACAGGAUUGCUAGGUUACUCCUGGACCACUCAGCUAAUGUAGAUGCAAAGGAGCGUGAUGGCUGGACGCCUCUGCACCUAGCUUGCCAGAAUGGUUUUGAGAAUGUUGCUCGUGUUCUCUUUACACGGCACUGCAACCCAAAUAGUCAGGAGGUGGAUGAAAAAACAGCACUCCAUGUUGCUUCCUUUUUUGGCCACUACAAAAUUGUAAAACUCCUAGUAAGCCAAGGAGCUGAUCCCAAUAUGGUGCAGAAGAAUCAGAGGACUGCUCUACAUAUUGCUGCUGACCGAGGCUACUUUCGGGUAGUACAACAUCUCAUACAAAGAGGAGCUGAUGUGAACUGUUGUGAUCAGAGCAAUUACAGCCCUUUGCACAUGGCAGCUGUGAAGGGGAACAAUCUGAUCUGCAAACAGCUACUAAAAAAUGGAGCACAGGUCAAUAUGAAGACCAACCAAGGCUGGACACCUCUGCAUUUUGCCACAUUUAAAGGGCACCUUACCAUUAUCAAAUUACUAAAUGAAAAUGAUGCCCAAAUGGAUGCUGAAGGAGAUAUGAAAUGGACACCCCUCCACUUAGCUGUGCGCUACUGUGAGGAUUGUGUUAUUUCCCAACUCCUAAAUUUGGGUGCUAAUCCCAGUCUCCCUGAGAUGUCUGGCUGGACACCAUUGCAUCUUGCUGUCCAAAGAGGAGCCUUUUGCAGUGUAAUCAACCUUAUUGAACACAAAGCAAAUGUCAAUGCACAAAAUAAUUUUGGCUGGACUCCUUUACAUGUGGCUGUCUUAAAUACCAAUUUUGCUAUAAUAAAGACUCUUCUUCUGGCUAAUGCAAAAUUAAAUAUAGAGGACAUUAGUGGAUGCACACCCUUGCAGCUAGCAAUAAGGAACAGAAAACAUGACAUUGUUGCUUUGUUAGAAGGUAAGGACAAUGUUUCUAGCAGUUCAGAGGAUGGAAGUGAAGACUUGGGACCCUACCUGAAUUUUUACAAAGAAACGGAGUCUAGAUGAUAUGCUAAAUGCUAAAUGAUAAGAUUUUGCAUGCAAUUUAGCCUUUUGAUUUAUGUUGUAUACAAAGACUUCAGUUCUGCCAUCUAUUGUGCUGUAUGCUGCCAGAUGUAUUAUAAACAUGACUGCAACUUAGUUGAGAUGACAUUGUUUCCGCGCAUAAUAACCACUGUUGAGUGUGAUGUAUUUAAAAUAGAUUAAGUAUUGCUGGACAGUGCCUUUGAGACAUUUAUAAAUAUGCAACUGAACAAUAUUAAAAUUUUCUUUAUACUGAGUGGCUUUAUGUAUUUCCAAAAUACUUUCUUAAAAUUGAAGUUGCAAAAGUAAAAAGACAUUAAACAAUAUUGUACAUAACCUGGGCUAGAACUGAUUCAGUAAUUAUGACCGAAGGUACUGAUACUUCAGGAUGUCUUACACACUGGUUUUAAAUUCCACUAUUCAAUGUAGAUAUGUAAGAUUUCAUUAAAUGAUUCUAAUAUCUUGAUAAACUCUGUGUAGUUCACGUUGAAAUGUAAACUCCCAUGAGUCAUUGCUAGACUAGCAAUCUACCUUCAGAGCUUCUGCAUGGUCUGUGCAGGAAAAGGUUGAUUUCUACAUCCACAUUUUUGCAUAUAUCAUUAUUAUGUUUAAUAUAUAAAUCAGAAGACUGCAUAGAACUAUUACAAUGAGGGUGGAAUAUCAAAUUAAUAAGUUGACCAAACAUAAAACAUGCUAGUACAGAGAAGAAGAGCUUGGCUCUCGCAGUCUAUUUGUGGAAGUGCAAUCGGAGACCUGGUUCACAGAGAAGUGGACAAACAAUGAAGAGACGGUGAGAAGCAGAUGAAGAAA